Molecule: messenger RNA, 563 nt
Organism: Bubalus bubalis (water buffalo)
Lineage: Eukaryota; Metazoa; Chordata; Mammalia; Artiodactyla; Bovidae
Product: 60S ribosomal protein L13a-like
Exons: 1
Coding region: 16-534 (172 amino acids)
Biological process (GO): translation; negative regulation of translation
Cellular component (GO): ribosome; cytosolic large ribosomal subunit
Molecular function (GO): mRNA binding; structural constituent of ribosome
Source: RefSeq, a predicted model, not a curated record
AGAGGGGCAGGCCGGAUGGUUGUGGUCGUGCGCUGUGAGGGCAUCAACAUUUCUGGCAAUUUCUACAGAAAUAAGUUGAAAUACCUGGAUUUUCUCCGCAAGCGGAUGAACACCAACCCCUCCCCUGGCCCCUACCACUUCCGAGCCCCCAGCCGCAUCUUCUGGCGGACAGUGCGAGGCAUGCUGCCCCACAAGACCAAGCGGGGCCAAGCUGCUCUGGAGCGCCUCAAGGUGUUUGAUGGGAUCCCACCACCCUAUGACAAGAAAAAGCGAAUGGUGGUUCCUGCUGCCCUCAAGGUUGUGCGUCUGAAGCCUACUCGCAAGUUUGCCUACUUAGGGUGCCUGGCUCAUGAGGUUGGCUGGAAGUACCAGGCAGUAACAGCCACCCUGGAGGAGAAGAGAAAGGAGAAGGCCAAGAUCCACUACCGGAAAAAGCAGCAGCUCAUGAGGCUAUGGAAGCAGGCUGAAAAGAACAUCGAGAAGAAAAUUGGCAAAUUCACAGAGGUCCUCAAGACUCACGGAUUCCUAGUCUGAGCCAAAUAAAAUUGACUGUUUAUUCUUCA